Molecule: messenger RNA, 2722 nt
Organism: Drosophila yakuba
Lineage: Eukaryota; Metazoa; Arthropoda; Insecta; Diptera; Drosophilidae
Product: homeotic protein ultrabithorax
Exons: 4
Coding region: 985-2157 (390 amino acids)
Biological process (GO): negative regulation of transcription by RNA polymerase II; anterior/posterior pattern specification
Cellular component (GO): nucleus
Molecular function (GO): RNA polymerase II cis-regulatory region sequence-specific DNA binding; DNA-binding transcription factor activity, RNA polymerase II-specific
Source: RefSeq, a predicted model, not a curated record
UUUGGUGGCACAUUCGUUCGAUGGCAACGGUUUGGAUAACAGGCGCGCGCUUUGUUUUAUUAUCCACAUUAUCAGCGGCAUUAUUGUUAUUAUUGGCCCUCAGCGCUUUACCGCUCGCCCACGCGUCCGCCCGUGAAUGCCGCGCGGAAAAGUCGCUUUCCACUAGAUUGGCGUCCAGAUUCGAGGAAAUCCAAAUCCGUCAGCGGACGCAUUCGCGCUCGUUCGGUCAGCACUAAGCACUACGGCUAAUAAUCGUUCAAAUCGUUAAAACCAUAAAAAUAAUAAUAAUAAUUGCAAUAACAAUAAACAUAGUAAUAAUCGUAACGCUUACGAGCCUUUGAUAGUGCCAAGGCAAGCGCUAACCAAGUAUUCAAAUUCAAAUUCGAAUUCAAUUAACAGCAAAGUGCAAUUGGCUAAAACCGAAACCAAAACGCAACAAAGUAUACGAACACUUGUGAAAUCGUACAAACAAUAGUGGAAAAAUAUUUAAGAUUAUUAAGAUUGAAAUCUCAAUAAACAUUAGUGCUUAAAUAAAGCUAAAACGUCACGUGGAGAGUGCAAUAAACAGAUAAACUUUUAAAAUAAAUGUUUACCAAACAGAAAAUAUUUUAUAAAUAUUUAAUUAUUUAAAAACAAAUUGGUUACUUCAAAAUAAAAAAAAUUCAAAUUGGUGCUAAAACAAACCAGACAAAUUUUCAUGAAAAUCAAACAAAUAAAAAGACACAUUUAUUUAUAAAAACCAAAACUAAACCAACAAAGACUUGGAGUGAAAAUAUAAAAUAAAUCUUUGAAAGGUCUAAAAAAAAAUUGUGUAAAUCCAAAGAAGGCAAAGCCACAUCACAGAAAACUGAGGAAACACUCAAAUAAAAUCCGCCAAAGUCGAAGAUCCCUGGAAAGCAAUUCCUGUGAAAUCGGUCAAGCCCCCAACGACUCUUAGCCCGUCUCAGACGGAGCACCGCCAAGAUUCUCACCGCCAGCAACGCAAUGAACUCGUACUUUGAGCAGGCCUCCGGCUUCUAUGGCCAUCCGCACCAGGCCACCGGAAUGGCGAUGGGCAGCGGUGGCCACCACGAUCAGACGGCCAGUGCAGCGGCGGCCGCGUACAGGGGAUUCCCCCUCUCGCUGGGCAUGAGUCCCUAUGCCAACCACCAUCUGCAGCGCACCACCCAGGACUCGCCCUACGAUGCCAGCAUCACGGCCGCCUGCAACAAGAUAUACGGCGAUGGCGCCGGAGCCUACAAACAGGACUGCCUGAACAUCAAGGCGGAUGCGGUGAAUGGCUACAAGGACAUUUGGAACACGGGCGGCUCGAAUGGCGGCGGUGGUGGCGGCGGAGGCGGUGGUGGUGGCGGGGCGGGCGGAACAGGUGGAGCCGGCAAUGCCAAUGGCGGCAAUGCGCCCAAUGCAAAUGGACAGAACAAUCCGGCGGGCGGCAUGCCCGUUAGACCCUCCGCCUGCACCCCCGAUUCCCGAGUGGGCGGCUAUUUGGACACGUCGGGCGGCAGUCCCGUUAGCCAUCGCGGCGGCAGUGCCGGCGGUAAUGUGAGUGUCAGCGGCGGCAACGGCAACGCCGGGGGCGUACAGAGCGGCGUGGGCGUGGCCGGAGCGGGCACAGCCUGGAAUGCCAAUUGCACCAUCUCGGGCGCCGCUGCCGCCCAAACGGCGGCCGCCAGCAGUUUACACCAGGCCAGCAAUCACACAUUCUACCCCUGGAUGGCUAUCGCAGGUGAGUGUCCUGAAGAUCCGACCAAAAGUAAGAUAAGAUCUGAUUUAACACAAUACGGCGGCAUAUCAACAGACAUGGGUAAGAGAUACUCAGAAUCUCUUGCGGGCUCACUUCUACCAGACUGGCUAGGUACAAAUGGACUGCGAAGACGCGGCCGACAGACAUACACCCGCUACCAGACGCUCGAGCUGGAGAAGGAGUUCCACACGAAUCACUAUCUGACCCGCAGACGGAGAAUCGAGAUGGCGCACGCGCUCUGCCUGACGGAGCGGCAGAUCAAGAUCUGGUUCCAGAACCGGCGGAUGAAGCUGAAGAAGGAGAUCCAGGCGAUCAAGGAGCUGAACGAGCAGGAGAAACAGGCGCAGGCCCAGAAGGCGGCGGCGGCAGCGGCUGCGGCGGCGGCGGUCCAAGGAGGACACUUGGAUCAGUAGAUCCUUAGAUCCUUAGAUCUGUAGGGAUUGGGCGGAAUGGCGCGGAGACAGAUACAAAGCAACUAUAUUGUAACAAAUGAACUAUUUACUUAAAUGAAUAAUAUUUAAAUAUUUUGAUGGUACUUGUGCGAAUACGAAUACGAAACUUAACCUAAAUCGAACCUAAUGGAAUUAUUUCAAGCGUUUGAGCAGCAACCGAAAAUACGUAAAUGAAACAAAACUACAAACUAAUUAACUAGGCUAAGUAAAUAAAAGUAGUGCAAAGAGCGCAGAUUAUAAACCUACUUAGAAUUAAAUGAGCAAAACAAACAAUUUUAAUUUAGUUCCAAACGACAUACUUCAAGAGGAUCGCUCGAAAUGAAAACCUCUGUCCUGCCCCUUUGUUGCUUACUGCUAUGUUUAAAUUAAUUUCGCGAAAAAUACUCAAAAAUCGAAACACAAAAAAAAGAUGAAAGUAUACCAUUACAAUGUUGAAUGCGAGCAAAAUUCUGUUGAUAUGAAUUUUUGGUUAAAAAAAAAAACAUGUUCUAAACCAAUUUAAGAUACGUAACAAAGGAUACAAAAA